Ooceraea biroi (clonal raider ant) is the source of this 2867-nucleotide messenger RNA. Its product is annotated as E3 ubiquitin-protein ligase RAD18. Gene Ontology annotation, biological process: DNA damage tolerance; protein monoubiquitination. NCBI's taxonomy places the organism in Eukaryota, Metazoa, Arthropoda, Insecta, Hymenoptera, Formicidae. Gene Ontology annotation, cellular component: nucleus; Rad6-Rad18 complex. Gene Ontology annotation, molecular function: ubiquitin protein ligase activity; single-stranded DNA binding. The record is from RefSeq and is a predicted model, not a curated record.
CCAGUGCAGCGCUAGCAGACUCGGGGAGUGGUGUUCGAUAUUGUCCAAUUUUUCAUUUUCGGUUUCCUUUGUGUUCUUUGUGACUAUUUGACCCAUUGAAACCUUUCGGAGCCACUCAUACCUGAGUCCGUUCUUGCGGUGUGAUUUCUUACAGUGCGUUGUUGCGCACCGCGCCAAACUGCACCGAGCUACGUCAACGAAAACCGCAUUAUUGUUAGUGGUUGAAUGAAAUUAUCUUUUUUUUUCCGUCAGUCGUACGCACGUUUUCCUAUUAAUAUUGUGUUAAAAUCAUGAAAUGUUGACUGAAAGUAUGUGAAAGUAAGAACGCAACGUUCGGGAUUAUAUUGAGGCAACACCUUAACCCCGAGAUUGACGAUGUGGCCGGCGGAAUAUGUGGGUUUAAAGCAUAUCGAGGAAUUACUUACGUGUGGGAUAUGUUACGAGUACAUGGACACCACCGUUGUAACUUCGUGCUCGCACAAUUAUUGUUCCCUGUGCAUCAGAAAGUAUCUGCAUUACAAGACGCAAUGCCCGACCUGUUCCGAGGAGACGUACGAGAAAGAUUUACGAAAGAACAAGAUCCUGGAUGAGAUCAUUGAACAGUACUUGAACGUCAAAGAGGAGCUUGAGAAAACAUUUCGUGCGGAGAAGACACCAACCGCAAGAGAUAAGAAUUCAAGAGCCGAGUGUUGGCCGAACAGCGAUGAAUAUGAGAAAAAACAAGUCGCUUCCAACACAGACGAGAUGUUAAAUAAGGUUUCUGAUAGUCCAGUGUUAGGAGGUGGUACAUCAUUAGGUGUGCCAACACCUUGCGGGCGAAAGGAUCAUCAGCAAGAUGCGUCUACUCCCAGCACCAGCGCAGACCUUAAGAUACCAUCAAUGUUUACACCCAAGAGUAGAAAGGGUUUUCGAAACGAGGAGAAUUGCCAAGUGGUGACAUGUCCAGUCUGCAGAGUAGACGUGCCUCAAAGUAACAUAAAUAAGCACCUGGACGAUUGCUUAAAAAGGGAUCAUGCAAGGGCUCAACCUGAAAACGAUAAACCAAAACGUAAACCACUGCCAAAGUUAGUGUUAAGUUUAAUGAAAGACAACGUGAUACGAAAGAAACUGAAGGAAUUAGGCUUGUCGUCUCAAGGAGACAGGAGAGCACUAGAGAGCAGACUGCAAAAAUACACUGUUCUUUAUAAUGCGGAAUGUGAUAAAGCUAGACCGAGGCCUGUGCCGGAGUUGAUUAAACAGUGCGAAGAGGAAGAGAGUUUGGAAAAAAAAUUACAAAAACCGUCCAAUAGACUGAACGUUAACAGACAUACAGAGCACAAUGUUCUAGAGCAACAGAGAAAGAAGUAUCUAGCCGACAAUAAAGACAGCUUCAAUCACUUGAUCGCGAGGAUAAAAAUGCACACCGAUAGUCCGCGAAAGUUGCCCGUUAGGCGCAACAUAUUGAGCGGGAAGAAUCCCGGCGUGCCGUACAAAAAUUGCGUCGCGAGUAACAGUCCGACUAGCGAGAAGAGCGACUUCCUGUCUUUCGAAUCCGGCAAUUCUCGCGUCGACGAUUCGGAUUCUAACGCGUCGUGCUCCUUGCAGACGUACUCCAGCGAACAUCCCACGAAUUUCUUGACAGUCGAGUUGUCUUGCUCGUCCAAUGAUUCCGACCAAUGUGCUUCCAACGACUCCUCGAGUCGCUCGCGUGAAGCUAGUCCACUCUCGUAUGAUACUGUUGUAAAAACGGAGAUUAUGGAGACUGACGAAUCUGUUGAAGCUACUUUAAUGCACGCAAAGAUGACUUCCAGUUACUGGCCAAGCGAGCGUGACGUUUCGGAGGAUAGAUUGGCCGAUGAAAAGGAGUCAAUUCGCGAAUUUAUCGGAAGCGAAUCUGAAAAUAGGGAAAAAAUUGCAUUAUCUGCGAAGAGGCGCAAACAUGGUGCAACAUACAGCCCGGAGAGACACGUUACACGUUCCGAAUCGGAAGGUAGACGGCAAAAUGAUUCGCGCGAUGAAGACUCGAUUGUGGAAAACGGCGAUGAUGAUAUUCGAGGCGAUUAUGAGAGAUCGAGACGCGAGCAAUUACACGUAAAUCCGAAGGAAAAGUACGAAUCCGGCGGUACAAAAUUCGAGAAGGAAAAUUUGGAUUCAUUGGACGAGAAUAAAAAAGUUUGCGGUUUUCGUAAGCGAGAGCGUGAAAUGACAAUCGUGUUAAGCGACGAUGAGAAGAACGGGAACAGAUCGACGAGUAUCAGAAAAUCAGCCAGGCUUGGCCUCAGCGAGGCCAAGGGAUUCAAUAAUGGGAGAUUUGGUGAGGACACACGAAACGAGGAGGAGAAGCCACAAAGUGGGAAGGGACGAUUGCGUGCAACUCGUUCGAAAAAUCCGCGCGGUUCCGUGAAGGAAACUGUUAAAUUGAAGAAUGGAGUCAGCAAAAGAAUGAAAAAGAUAACAACGUAAGUUGAAUCAUAGAAUUGCGAUUGAGAAUCAAUUUGUAUAUUUUUUGUUGAAAAUGGAAAAUGCUAUAUAGAAUAUAACAGCGGAAGACGCUGAGAUUUUUGAUUAAUGUACAGUCAUAUAAUUUUGAAUAUUUGACUCUUGUUAUAAUAAUAUAUUUUUACUAAUAAACAUAGUGCCUUUAAUAUAUAAGAAAGACGAAAUAAUAUUCUUUUUUCAAAAGAUGAAGAGAUAAGAGCAGAAAAAUAUAUAUGAUAGAAUCGUAAUGUAUGUUGUUAUCGAACAUCCUUCUGCUACUUUCAUGCAAUAUAUUUCUUAAUUUUAUACAAUAAUAUAUAUUGUCAUAUCUGUCAUUUUAAACAGACUUCUUCGCAAAAGAAUGUGAUUUAUACUUGAUUUAUAUUUCCAAAUAUAUCCAGGAUAUACUG